GCCUAAGCUGCAAGCGUUAGCUAGUGUGAUGCAUCCAGACACGCGGCAGUUAUCUCUAGGUGGCGUUCGCGGUACCGCUUUAGGUUCGGCGAUUAAACAAGCGAGCAUGUACGACGAGGCGAGUCAAACAACUCCUCUCGCGGGUGGUUCGCCGGUUACGGCUUACCCUCCGUACAGCGCGAUCGUGGCGUCUGUUGCUUACUUGCUGAGCCACUGCGGGGCGAACUGGGUUCUCCCGCUUACCGCUACAUCGGGUACGCUCGCUGCCAAAGAACAGCUAGUGCCCUCUUUGAAAAACAGAGUCUAUCAAGGGAUUUUUGAGACGCUCUUUACGACUGACCUACCUAAGCGAGUCGAGAGGGUCAGAGGGGUCAUGAACGCCUGGUUUCGCAGAGACGUGACGCAGCAUUUGAUCGCGGCUAGAACGCAACCGCCCGAGCUGCAAGAAGAAGACAAAAACUCGAUGAAGCAAGAAGAGAAGGACAUGCAACCGGAAGCGGAACCAAUGCAAGUCGAGACACUUGAGGCCACUAGCAAUAAUUAUGGUUCAUCUACUUCCACAUUAGACGCUGGCAUUCUUGACGGCGCGGACGCGGCUAUGAUCUCAGUUGCGCCUCUUGCGGAGAGAAUUGAGCAUGCCCGUAAGCUUCUGGACACAGUUGUGGAGGAGCGACCUCUGGCACUGUCCAGAGCAAAGGGCACCUCUAGUGCCGCAGCGACAUCGUCGACCACAGGAGGCAGAGGGGAAGCAGUCUUGGAUGCGGCAGAGGUGGAGCGUGAUCUGCGGAAGGGUUGGGAAGAGUGUGAAAAGGAGUUAAAGGCAACU
This is a messenger RNA of Amoebophrya sp. A25, 826 nucleotides long. The record is from the annotation of a GenBank genome assembly. Lineage: Eukaryota; Dinophyceae; Syndiniales; Amoebophryaceae.